Molecule: messenger RNA, 5011 nt
Organism: Epinephelus lanceolatus (giant grouper)
Lineage: Eukaryota; Metazoa; Chordata; Actinopteri; Perciformes; Serranidae
Gene: retreg1
Product: reticulophagy regulator 1
Biological process (GO): reticulophagy; negative regulation of neuron apoptotic process
Cellular component (GO): endoplasmic reticulum membrane
Source: RefSeq, a predicted model, not a curated record
ACUGGUCUCUCUGCUGGAGGAGCGGCAGAGCAGAGGGGCCCCGGUCGUUUUCCAAUGUUGGGGAGCCGGGAAACAGGAACCGCGGGUGGCGAGGAGGAGGCUGCCAGGCCGCCGGGGCCGCUGAGCCGGGGACACCGCGGGGAGGAGACGCCUCCCUGCCGCGUAGGGUGUCGUCUCACCGGCCUGGUCAACUGGAGGCAGAGACCGUGCAGGACUUCAGCGCUGUUUGCUGCAGCCAACACGGUGAUCUGGUUUGUGGCCUUCAGCUCUCUGCGAGCCUACAGCCUCCUGACCGUCUUGCUGGCCCUGCUGGUCGUCACGGUGACCGCAAGAGACGUCGCUCGGUCCAGAUCCACAGGAGCUCACUUAUGGCGCAGCAUGACUGCAAGCUGGGAGAUCAUUGACUCAGGCCAGGACAGCCGGUCCGGGGCUGGACCUCAGCUCAGCGACUCCCUCAAACUCUUCCUCCAAGAGACGUCGGCUUUCAAACAGCAAAACCCCGGCAAGUUUUGCCUGCUGGUUUGCAGUUUGUGCACCUUCUUCGCUGUCUUAGGACGCUACAUUCCAGGGAUUGUUAUCUCAUAUAUUUUAGUGCUGGGCGUUUUCCUGUGGCCUCUGAUUUCAUCUCACGAGGUUGGUUUGUGGCUGGAGCCAGUUCUGCAGAAGCUGGACUUUGGCAUCGGGGAGUUCCUUCAGAAAAUCAAAGAGAACCAUGAGAAGAGGAUCAUGCAAGCUCAGACUGAGAAAGAAGGCAUCGAGUCGGACCUUUCUUCCAUGUUUCCCAAGCUCGACUCCACUGUGUGUAAGGAAAUGUCUGUGUCAGACACAGAGGUGUCUGAUGUGACGUGGACGGACAACGGUACUUUCAACCUGUCGGAAGGACACACACCACAGACUGAGAACUCAGAGGACCUCGACAGAGAAGAAGCGUUCACUGGAGGCCUUCCAGAAUUCCCCUCACUUGACAAUGGCACAACGACCAAUGGCGACGAUGACGAUGACUUCAGCCUCGGCCUUUCCUCGCCUCCACCUCAGCCCCAGCAGCCAAUCAAAUCCAAGCAUAUGCCCUCUCCUCACAAAGACCAAACCACCGACAAAGCCCUCGAAUUAGUCAACCAGAUGGCGGGCGACGUCAUCGCCGCAGCUGUCACAGCCGCCAUCCAGGAGAGGAUAGAAGCAGCGGUCGGCUUCAAGGCGCUGAGCAAAGGCUCGGAGCGGUCAAGACUCCCACAAUCCACCAGGCUGCUGGAGCUGGCCGAGGAGUCGGACAGCGAGGUGGAGGACUUUGAGCUGCUGGACCAGUCGGAGCUGGAGCAACUGGAGGGGGAGCUGGGGUUGGUAGAGGAGAAGGAGGCCAAAGAGGAGUCACAGGCCAAGAGUGACAAGCCCGCCUCUUCUGGAUUCUUCUCCAAAUUACUGAGACGCCAGUGAUUGAUGAAAGUAUGGUCGGCCUGGGAGGAGGACGGGUUACAGAGGACAUGUGGAGGGGAAGGGGGGGUGUUCUGGUCACAGAGGACUGUUGGAGGUUAUGAGAAAAAAUAUUUCCAUUUAUCUUUUCCUGUAGAGCUAACAUCAACAUUUUAGAACCGGUCAGUUUGUCAGAUAUGGAGGUAAAGUCACUAUAAUCAGAAUCAUCAUAGUGCAAUGCCAAAAUCAGACUACACGAUAUCAGCCAGAUAAAGUCAGGCAUGGGGACAAAAGUGAGUGUUAGGUGUCACCAUUGCUCAUUUUAUCCUGUGCAGUGUGUGAUAGAGGAAAACAACUGAUGCAGCAUCUGGGAUGCAUCAUAACGUCCUGACCAAAAGACGACUGCGAGGUGUGUGUGUACCAUCACGUUGGUGUAACCCAGAGGAAAACACAAGUGAAAAUUAUCAGUGAAAAACAUGGAGGGUGCUUUUGCGUGUGCAGCCUUCACAGGGCGCUGUGUAUUUAUUUACAUUUAUUUGGUUCAUUCUUGUGCGCCCCUACGGUUUUUGCGCACACUGCACCGCAGCCAGUUCGGAGCAUAUUUAUGUAGCCGACUGGUCCAAAAUGGCCCAUGACCAUUGUGACAUACACAAAUAUAAUGUAGACUGAUCCUGGCAUGACGGGUUUAAAGGUAUACUAUGCAGGAUUUCCCUAAAAACUCCCUCUCAAUCAUCGCUUACGAUCCACUCUCAGUAUGUGACGGUGUAUUUUUCUGCCCUCUGUGACCAGGUGCCAGGCAUCAAAGAGAUACAGCCCCGAAAAAUCGCAAAUCUAGCGAGGCGAAACACCAAACAAGAUAUAACUGCAGCACAACACAUAUUUUACCUGCUGCCUGAGUGGAUAUUUUGGGUGAAGCAGGUGCAAAGACUUCCUGUUAUAUAUCAUUAUUAUAUAUUAAACUGACCGCCUCUGGUUUCCAAACUCUCCAGCCACUGAUGCUACAGUUUAGAGAGCUGUCAAUGCACCUAACACUUACUUUGAUGCUGAAUUCAUUCAUCCAACUACAUUACCCAGAAUUCCAAAGGAAUGACAAUCACUAGGCAAUCAAAACACCUUUAAUGCUCAAAAUACUACUACUGGUUGGGUAGUUGUCUAUGAGCAUUAAAAACUAGAAAACCCUUUUUUAAAUCAUUAGUUCCUUUUUUAAUUUUGUAUGCACUUUUUUUUAACAUGUAGUCCAGGAUGUUAAUUUUAUGACAACAUGCAGCAGGUCUCAAAAUGCUAUGCAUGGAAAUAUCAUUUUGAGACAAUUAUAUUUAAACAUUUAAACAUUUUACUUCCAUGUCACGUGGCUCACUGGGGCCAUCAGUGGGCAUAGAGAAAAAUAUUUUACGUUUGGAUCAUCCUCCAACACGUCAAACUAAAUUGUGAUUUAAAGUUUGAUUGAAGUGGUCAUGGCUGUCAUAAUCUAAAGGCCCAAACACACUAAACCAACAUCGAAGAACUAGUGGUGACGAAGGCCAGUUGUUGCCUCACAUCACCUGUGUAUCAGCCAAAAAGUCACACUCAAAGAGUACAGCCAACAGCCAGCUAGCAUGUACGUUCUGCAUCUGUGUGGGAGGAAUAGCAGCAGCAGCAAACGUCUCCAACUUCUAUUUCUCCUUUCAUGCACUGACAUCAAUUCAACUUGCUGAAUGUCAAUUGGUGCCAAUGGUGCAGGACACACUGUUACAACUAGGGCAACAGGCGCUCAGUGACGGCCUAACAUUGACCAACGACUGACUGUUGGCUCCCUGUGUCAGGGCCCUAAAACAGUAACCUGACUCACAGUUUACUGGCCAGUUUGCCUUCAGCUGAGAGGCUCAGUCGGCAUUCAGUGGAUAUCAACCAACAAAAACAGAUUUAGGCUUGAAAGUUACAUUCCUGCAAAGCCACUGCUCAAAACGCAUAUUGAGACAGGAGUUCCUGCCUCAGGAGCAUCUCAUUUUAAAACCAUGGCUUCAUCCCUUUGUCAAUUGAUAAAUAGCCCGUUUAAACCUUUGUUGAAGUGGAAAUAGACAACUUUUGUUCAACAGUCAACUUAUCCUCCCGGCCAGUGUUUUGAAGUAAUAUUAUUGUUGCUGUCACAAUAACAAUGCAGUCGCUAAAGUUAGAAGCCAGAAAUAGACAUAGAUGUUUCUUUUUUUCUAGGGGAAAAAAAUGAACAAAUCUUAUUGGUCCUGGCUUCAUGGCUCAUUUUCUAGCUCCUAGUGUCAGCAACAUGGCUCUAGCAGCCUCGCUAAUGUCCAAUGCAAGAAACAUUAAGAAUACCAAUUUACCAAAACAAGCAAACAAAAAAAAAACCCUGAUCUUAGUGCUACAAUAAAGGCAGAGUAAAAUGGUGCGUUCCAUCUGGACUAGGAAUUUGGAAUUUCAAAGUUCGCAGUCGUAAAUGUCAACUGGAACACCCACUAAAGUUGGCUUUCCAAUGCGGAAAGUCACCAACCCAACCUCAAAAUCCAAGAUGGAUGCUCUGUGCAUCAACAGUAAUGAAAGCUGUAUUGAUUUACUGUUAAUUCGCACCUCUGUCUAAAAAAAAAGUCAUACACAGUUCUGUCCGACCGUCAUCUGUGGAAAUGUUGCUACAGUGUUUGUGUGUGCAGAAUACAGCAUAAUGCGUUGUUAUCAACUGGUAUUGCUUACACUGGCUAACCUAGCUUGAACUGUGAUUACUGUGAACUCGGGUGUGACAUUAUUCCCAGCUCCGACCUCCGACUUCCAAGAUAAAGAGAACGCAGUAUAACACCUGGUACCUUACUGAGCUAGUAGGAAGAAUGAAAACUGUCGGUUGUGAACCCUCUCACCCCUGCUACAGAGAAGACACUAUGUGAACACUCCCAUAACUGUGACUGGUCAGACUGGUCAUGCUGGAGCCCAUGAAGACCUCUGCUCCUCACAUCAUAGGAUGAUCCAAAAUAAAUAAUAAAUAAAAUAAAUAAAAUAAUUCAGAUUUAGUUUUAGUGCACUGAAAGUAAAAUGAUACGAGAUAGAGUAUUUCAAUUGCACCUUAUUAUUUAAUGAUGCACCUACGUAGGGAGUCUGCUGUGUCCAGCAUCCGUCGUGAAGUGAAGACGAAGAAUGACUGAACUGUUCUUUUAACAUGCCUUGUACAUUAAAAGACAUUGUUUUUAUAAUAAAGACACACAGCAAUGUAUAAUGUAUCCUCUUGAAUUAAUCAUGUAUGCCUUGUAUUAGCAUAACUAAAGAUGACAAUAGAAAUAUUUGUUUUUCAGUGCCUACGAGAAAUGUGUAGUGGCUGCAGUUCGUUUCUAGCUCACAGGUCAUAACUGUAUAAGAUGAAGAAAUGUUCCAACCUCUAGAUAAGAGUUGGGGCAGGUUCGGGCUUCACUAAGAAAAGACCAUUUUAAAUAUUUAAUAGAUAAAAAUAAAAAAAGAUUAAUGUUUUUCAUUUACCUUCUGGUUGUAUCACGGUGGUUAAAGUGAGAAACCCUUUGACUUCAGUUCAGAAACAUGUUGGUGGGUCAGAACCAAAAUGCAUUAACAAAAUGUACUUUUAUGUAAUCAAGAAUGUCAAUAAACUACUGUCACGCAGUCUGUAGACUGA